UUCACCGACGCACGUACGUUUUAAACAAGUUUCUUUUAAGUUGUGACUCGAAUUCCGUAUAUUUAGAAAAAGUUUAGUGAUUGUUGAGUUUGAUUUUAGAAGGUAAUUAUAUUUUAAAAAUGGAAAAGGGUUGGAAGUUUCUCAUUUUCACGCUCGUCGUAAUCCUGUCGAUGCUGAUCACCGCAGAGUCCACUGUUCCACAACCGAGGGCCCCCAACUUCCAGUACUUUGAGAGACCAAAGUACCGGUAUCCAUAUUAUGAUGAGAAUGGCAAAGGAAAAUUGUUAUACGGCUACGGAGGUCCCGAACUAUUUCAAUAUAAAUCCUAUUCUCCUCUUGAGGGCAUUCACUAAAUCAUGGUUUUCUAAAGGCUUUUCUUGGGUUUCGUUGGGUUAUUUAUAAUUAAGAGGCUAUAUCUACUAAAAUAUAAAAGGCUGCGCUGCGCGCUGUUUGUAUCUUGUUAUAUAACAUCACUAAAGUAUUUAUUGAGUUUUGAGUUAUUUUUCUCGGAAUAUACCGUUUUUAAUUCCGUGAUUUUCCUAGUCCUCAAUAUAAAUUUUAUGGAAUCUUAAGCAAGUUCUUAUUUAUGUGUCAUUCUUUCGAAUGAGGAGUUUAA
Pararge aegeria (speckled wood butterfly) is the source of this 616-nucleotide messenger RNA. RefSeq lists its product as uncharacterized. The record is from RefSeq and is a predicted model, not a curated record. The coding region runs from base 120 to 353 and encodes 77 amino acids. The transcript is spliced from 3 exons. NCBI's taxonomy places the organism in Eukaryota, Metazoa, Arthropoda, Insecta, Lepidoptera, Nymphalidae.